ACCGCUCCGAGCGAAACAGAGCAAAAGAGUUUUAAAUGUCCGCCAUGUUGUCCAUGGCGCACUGAACCAACGAUAGGGAGCGGAGCGUCGGAAAAAAACAGUCCGAGAGAGAGCGACCAAGAUCCGGGCCUUCCCCCGGCUCCGUUGGCGACGCCCUAAAUACAAGCUACAACCAUUCGAACGUUAGAAUAGAGAUAACCGCACAGAAACAUCCAUGAAAGCUCCACUCGGUACCGUUUUGAAUAUUAGGAGAUCCGAUAGAUUUAUAUUGCAUCUCGAAUUGUGAAAAAUGAGUAAAUUGUCGUUUCGGGCACGGGCGUUGGACGCUUCCAAGCCACUACCCGUCUUCCGUUGUGAGGAUUUACCCGACCUACACGAAUAUGCAUCCAUUAACCGGGCCGUGCCGCAGAUGCCUACGGGGAUGGAGAAAGAAGAGGAAUCGGAACACCAUCUUCAGCGGGCCAUCUCGGCGCAGCAGGUGUAUGGCGAGAAGCGGGACAACAUGGUCAUCCCGGUCCCCGAGGCAGAGAGCAACAUCACCUACUACGAAUCCCUCUACCCUGGGGAGUUCAAGAUGCCAAAGCAGCUAAUUCACAUACAGCCUUUCAGCUUGGACACAGAGCAGCCCGACUACGACCUGGACUCGGAAGACGAUGCGUUUGUCAACAAGCUGAAAAAGAAGAUGGAGAUCAGCUUCCUCCAAUUUGAGGAGAUGAUUGACCGGCUGGAGAAAGGCAGUGGACAGCAGGUUGGCACCGUUAGUGUCUUUAUCUGUGAUCAGGAUAGCGGGGCUUCUGCUUGUCAGAGCAUCCACACGAGAGUGGAUUUAUCGGCUCAAAGCACUAAUAAUGUGCUGUUCAUAAGGUUUACAUCUUAUGAUAGCUUAUAUGUUGCAUUCCAUUUUUUUCCCUCGAACACUCAGAACCGUAAGAAUGACGAGGCGUCCUACGAGAAGAUGCUGAAGCUCCGCAGGGAUCUGAGCCGAGCCGUCACCAUCCUGGAGAUGAUCAAAAGGAGGGAGAAGAGCAAGAGAGAGCUGCUGCACCUCACACUGGAGAUCUUUGAGAAGAGAAACGUCAUGUCAGACUAUGGUGGUGAGGUGAUGGCAGAGGUGUUGGCUGAGCGGGCGCUGGUGAGGCCGCAGAUCAUUCCCCUGGUCCCGGUCACCAACCAGUACCGACACCAGGACCACCUGGACCCCAAGGACUACAAGUCCAAGCCUGAGAAGACCGAAGUUCCCCGACAGAAGAGGAAGUAUGAGAAGAAGCAGAAGGCAUUGCCUCUGUCGUCGGGUGCCCCCCACCAUCCGGGUCCCGUUGUCUUCAAUGCCAAGGACCUCAACCAGUAUGACUUCCCCAGCUCGGAUGACGAGCCCUUCUCCCAGCUGCACUCAGGCUCAUCGGAAGCAGAGGAGGAGAACGACCCAGAUGGUGCCUACGCCUUUCGCAGAAAGGCAGGCUGUCAGUACUACGCUGCUCGUCAGGACCGUGUGGGUAGCUGGCCAUGGUGCGGACCCUGGGACGGUGGUUUAGCAGAAGCUCGCUUUCGCUACAGUCUCACCACGCUCACCGUGCCGCGGCGCUGCCUCGGCAUGGCUCGACGACGCGUGGGACGAGGCGGCAGGGUGCUACUGGACAGGGCACACACGGACUAUGACAACGUUUUCCACGGACUGGAUCCCGAAAUGCUCAACCUGCCUCUCCCCUCCUCUUCUUCUCCUCCUCCUACAACUACUUCACGCUCGCCGGCCACCGACAAGUUUGCCAGUACCUCAGAAACAAAUACCUCGGACAGAAGUUCCUCCUCCUUCAACUCCUCCCUUUCCUCUACAUCUCCCUCUUCCACGGACCUCAGUCAGAUACUGUUGAAUAUAAAGUUGUGCCGGUGGAGGCACUUUAGACCACGGACACUACCACUACAUGAACUGGACCACGCCCACCCGCUAUUCAGGAAGUUGAGUCGAAGCCUGAAGCGGCCCGUCUCCACCUCCACAGCUGGGGGACAGCCCUUUGGCUUUCAGCGCCCGCUGAGGGUUGUCCCCGCACCCGCACCCACUGCUGCUUUCACAGCUGAACAGUACCAGCAGCAUCAGGAGCAGCUGGCCCUGAUGCAGAAACAGCAGCUGGAGCAGAUCCAGCUGCAACAGCAAGCCAACAGCACCGCCACUACAAACAGCACAAAGUUUUCUUCCCCCUCCCUCCCCUCCCCCACUCAGACCCUGGCGAAUACGUUGGACCAGGCCAGCGCCCAGUUCGCCGCCUCGGCCCUGGUCACCGCUGAUAAACUGCUGGCUCUAAAAACCAAGGAGGAGCUGGCCCUGGGAGGCGGAGUCAACGGCGUCCUCUCCCCCUCAGGUGUCUACAAGGGCUUGCACCUCUCGAGCACAGCGUCCCCUUCCCCCGCUGCCCCGGCUCCACCCACCUCUACCCCGACCCCCGCCUUGCUCCACCCCUGCACCACCACCAGCUCCACCUUGGCCACCAGUAACAACAACGGCACCGCCCACCCUGCCAACACCCCCACCACCACCACUACCGCCGCCGCCACUCAGGUCCUGCUGGGAAACAACAGCCUCCGUCUGGGCGUCCCCCCCGGCAAGCGUGUCCACGCCCCCCGGACGCUGAGCGCCGCCAUGUCAACAUCUGCCUUAAAGCUCGCCCAUGCGGCCGCCGCAACCGCCAACUGUCAGAAACCCAAGGUCACUACGGCAACGGCCUCGGCGCUGGACAUAGUGCCCAGGGAGAACCACGAACAAGACAAGCCAGCACUGAACAGUCUAUCAGAGAACACAGUGGCCAUGGAGGUUACGUAGCCUCCCAUCGGCAGCACGGCCCCCAGCGUUCAAACUCCUUUUUGAUGUUUUUUUUUUUUUUUUUAAGGUGCUAUGCAUCAUUCGUUAGUGGUGAAAGCAAAUUGGUGGCGGAAUGAGCACGGCAAGGCUGGGUUUCCAUGGCAACUGUUUUGGGACUUAAUUGCAAUGCUCGUCUCGUACAAUUCUUUUUCUCUCCCCUCAUUUCCCUAUUUGUUACUGUUAAUAAGAGAUCAUCUGUAAAUUCUUAAUAUGGCAAUUAUAUGUACAGUACUGCAUAUUUGUAAUACCUCCCCCCACCCCCACCCCACCCUGUUCAUGUAUAUAACAUUACUUGAAUACAGAAUUGUUCAUUUGUGAUGUUUUGCACUCGAGAUACUAAAAAAAAGAAAAAAAAAUCAAAUUAAAAAGAGAAAAGGACAAACUGCAACUGGUGCGAGUAUGAGGUGUGAAAGUUGUACCACAGAAAACUGUGUCAUUACAUGCAUGGUGCGGAACCUGCUGUUUGAUCUAUUUAUUGUGCAGUGUUUACACAGGGUUUUAUUUUUUCGGUCAUGUUUUUUAAUUUUUUUUAACACUGUACGUGUCACCGGUUCCCCGUGCUGUAGUCCGUGUUUAGCUAGAAUGGAAAAAAAAAAACGUCAUUUUUUGGGGGGAUGUUGUGAACAUGGCCGGGAGCUAGCCCGUUUUUGUUAGGCGUUCUUCCACCAUGUUCCCAUGUGUCCUGUUGAAUCCACGGAGACGUGCAUUCAUCCAGAGUGAGGCGCGGGGCAGUAGGAGGAGACGGGUGGGAGUUUGUCAGGCAUCAGUUUGUCAGUUUCCACAAAACUCUUCCAUACAUAUAAUAUUCCUGAGACAAGUAACAAAACAAUGGGGAUGAUGACUCUUUCCCAGAAGACUUUGCUGCUUCUGACUUAUCUAAGCACUAUAUAAUUUGUCUGUUGAUUGAUGCUGCUUUUGUAUGAUUUUUGGCCUCUGGUUCGCACCAGGUGGUCUUAUUUACUUUUUCUUUAAAGGAUUAUUCCCCCACCUCCCCUUAUCAUUUUUCAAAAUAAAUAUUUUUGUAUCUCCCACUUUUUAAUUCUCCUCACAAAAAACAUUCUUUUGUUACUUGUUGAUCUAAAAAUAAAAUCCUAUAAGGGAAGGGUGUAAAAAACAAAAGCAGUAUCUGACAUUUAUUAUCAUUCCAGCUUCUACAUUUAAAAAAUAAAAAUAAAGAAGACAUGUAUUAAUUGAAAACAAAGAAGAAAAACGUUUUUCUCUACUUUUAAAAACUCUCCAGAAGGCUGAAAGGCCAUGAACCACAAGUUAUCGGGUGCCUUCAUUUGGGAAAAAACAAUUAAAAAAAAAACUAUAUUAAAAAAAAAAAGAAAAAUUGCUCUCUUCUGUGAAGAGUUUGGUACUGAACAAGGCUACUUGUAGUUUUUCUUUGUCUGUACCACAAUCUCAAUGCCCAUUCCAGUGGCCCAGUUAAUUCAUGAGUUUUUGUUUUUGUAGACCCUAUACACACACCCCUCUAAGAAUCCUCUUGAAUUGUCACAAAAUGAAAUAAAAAUCCAGGGCAUUAUGUGUUUUGACCA
Molecule: messenger RNA, 4389 nt
Organism: Perca fluviatilis (European perch)
Lineage: Eukaryota; Metazoa; Chordata; Actinopteri; Perciformes; Percidae
Product: enhancer of polycomb homolog 1-like
Exons: 14
Coding region: 290-2812 (840 amino acids)
Biological process (GO): regulation of transcription by RNA polymerase II
Cellular component (GO): piccolo histone acetyltransferase complex
Source: RefSeq, a predicted model, not a curated record